Chelonoidis abingdonii (Abingdon island giant tortoise) is the source of this 1122-nucleotide messenger RNA. Its product is annotated as sushi domain-containing protein 6-like. NCBI's taxonomy places the organism in Eukaryota, Metazoa, Chordata, Testudines, Testudinidae. Gene Ontology annotation, biological process: DNA damage response. The record is from RefSeq and is a predicted model, not a curated record.
GCCCAGCGCCCUGCGGGGUGACCCCGGCUCCCGAGCGCCCCGGCUGGGGGAGACGGGGCCGCCGUGAUCCGGAGCGCCAGGACCCGCUGGUUCUGCAGCUCUGGGCAGAGGCUACCAGUGAGAUGGUGAAGGCGCCGGGAUGUCCCGGGCUGCACCAGCCCUCGGGUUACCUCUCCACGGCUCUGUUCCUCGCGGCGGUCUGCGGCUCUGCUGCCGUCCUCAGGAGCAAAGAUUGCCAGUUCCCGGACCCCUCUGAUCACACUACCUACAGGUGUGUGUCCCCGGUGUGCAGGCUGUCUCUGGGCAGCGGCGUGGUUAAGGCUGGCUCCGUGGUGCAGCAUUUCUGUGAAGCCGGCUACGUCCUGGCCAGCCACCCUGGAAUCUCUGUCUGCAAGGGCGGCCAGUGGAGCGUGCUGAAGCCGGUUGUCUGCAAGCCCCUGGCAGGAUCCCCGGUGCCUCACCCUGGCUCCGUCAUCGCUGUCUCCUCCAUCCCCGUGGUGGCUGCGGCCUCGGUGACAGUGUCCGCCCUGCUGCUGGUGGCCAUGGUGUGUGUACUGGUGGGGCCGAAACCCUGUGGCUACUGGUGCUGGAGGUGGUACGAGCCCAUGGAGGAGUCCGAGGUGAGCACAGUCGACAGCUGCCCGGUGCCGCUCCCAUCCUAUGAGGAGGCUGUCUAUGGCUCCCAGGGGGGGCCUGUGCUGCCCGCCCCCCCCACGCCGACGCCCCUCGUCCUCUGCAGGGGUCUGGCCCCCCCAUCGGAAGCAGCCGAGCCCUGUUGGAAUCCAGAGGCCACCACCCCGCCUCCUUCCUACCAGGAGAGCCAAGCAGCAGCUGCGGGCAGCUCUGGCCUGGCCCGGCCCACGGUGCCCCCUGCCUGGUUCCUAUUCCCUGGGGCUGCAAAGGACCUGUGCAGGUAGCCGGGGGUGCCGGGAGUUCCCUGGCAGGGCCUCGACACUACAGCAGAGACUCCUCAUUUGACGCACAUGCAGCCUGCUCCAUCUUUUAACUUGCUGGGGGGAGAGGACACUCUCCCCACCCCCAGUUACUCAGCAACUUGUGAAGCUGAUGAGACCAAAGCAGCCCCCCUCGGACGGGCAUCUGCAGCCUUCUGCCUGGAUGGGG